GCCGCCGGGCGCCGAGCUGCGCGGGGCCGCGGCCGAGGGGCGCUGCGGGCGGCGGCGGGGCAGCGCAGCAAAGGAGGGGAACGCAAGGCAAGGGGCGCUGCCACCGCCGCAGCGCUUCCAUGCUGAGCCGGGGAGCCCCGCUCGGCGGCACGUUAAUUGGAUUUCAUUCACUCGUGGCGGAGGAAAAGCCCAAGGGCUCGGGCUGCAGCGGCGAUUAGGCAGGUUCAUUGACAGAAAAAAAGAGGAGACAGGGCAGGCUGGCUGCGCGCACGCAGGCACACACACACACGCGCUCACACUCACACUCACACACACGCCGGGGCCGGGGCUGCUUCUCCCUCCCCGUGACUCCACAGCCGCCCGGCGCGGGGGAAGCGGCGCGGGGGGGGGCUACGUGAUUCAUUUUCCUGGGGCGGAGGGAGAUAAGUUGUGCGGAGUUAGAGGGGUGCAGCCCGCCCGCCGAGCCAGCCGCAUGCCUCUGUGAGAGAGAGGGGCGCUUCCAGAGCACGCUCCGCUCCCCCCGUCCUUCCUCAUGCUAGAUACGUUCAGACCCGUCCCUUUCGCGUUGGAAAUGGCGAUUAGUAAAUCCGUGGCGUGGCUGAACGAGCAGCUGGAGAUGGGCAACGACCGGCUACUGCUGAUGGACUGUCGACCGCAGGAGUUGUACGAGUCGUCCCACAUCGAGUCGGCCAUCAAUGUGGCCAUCCCCGGCAUCAUGCUGCGGCGGCUGCAGAAGGGCAACCUGCCCCUGCGGUCCCUCGUCGCCAGCAGCGAGGAGGACCGGGAGCGCUUCGCCCGCCGGUGCGGCACCGACACCGUAGUGCUGUACGACGAGCACAGCCGCGACUGGAACGAGAAUACUGGCGGCGAGUCCGUGCUGGGGCUGCUCCUGAAGCGCCUCAAAGAUGAAGGCUGCAAGGCAUUUUAUCUGGAAGGUGGUUUUAGCAAGUUCCAGGCCGAGUUCGCCUUGCACUGUGAAACUAACCUAGACAGUUCGUGUAGUAGCAGCUCUCCUCCUUUGCCAGUCCUGGGCUUGGGAGGCCUCCGAAUCAGCUCCGAUUCAUCAUCCGACAUUGAAUCUGACAUUGACAGAGACCCCAAUAGUGCCACCGACUCCGAUGGCAGCCCUCUUUCCAACAACCAGCCUUCCUUUCCGGUGGAGAUUUUACCCUACCUCUACUUAGGCUGUGCCAAGGACUCUACUAAUUUGGAUGUUUUAGAAGAGUUCGGCAUUAAAUACAUCUUGAAUGUUACUCCUAACCUGCCUAAUCUCUUUGAAAACGCCGGUGAAUUCAAGUACAAACAGAUCCCGAUCUCUGACCACUGGAGCCAAAAUCUCUCUCAGUUCUUUCCUGAGGCCAUCUCCUUCAUAGAUGAAGCACGGGGGAAGAACUGCGGCGUCCUGGUGCAUUGCUUAGCAGGGAUCAGCCGCUCGGUCACAGUGACGGUGGCCUACCUCAUGCAGAAGCUGAACUUGUCCAUGAAUGAUGCCUAUGAUAUUGUCAAGAUGAAGAAGUCCAACAUUUCACCCAACUUCAACUUCAUGGGUCAGCUGCUGGACUUUGAGCGGACUCUGGGACUGAGCAGCCCCUGUGACAAUCGAGUGCCGAACCAGCAGCUGUACUUCACCACCCCUUCCAACCAGAACGUCUUCCAGGUGGAUUCCUUGCAGUCCACGUGAGCUCCCACCACCUCCCUUCUCCUGUCCAUUUCAUGGGAUCACUCCUCAAUGGUUUCUCUUUGGCAGUGAUAAAGAAAUGCAGCUUUCUCUUUUUCUGGCCUCUGCUGUUAAAAAGCAGCUGCCAGUGCAGGCAACGGAAGGUUAAACAGUAUGGAAUCGGCUAUUGCAAAGGGAGGGGACAUGGCAAGCUCUCUGGGCAGGACCGUGGUGACCAGGCAGCAGGUGGGCAGUGUGUUCAUCCCUGCUUGGGCAGUAGCUGGGGUCUUGUGGUAGGGUGAGGCUGGACAGGCUGGGCACGUGUUCUCUAGAGGCUGGAACCAUCCUGCCCUCUGCUCUCAGAUCUGUGACACACAUCUUUGUCUUCAGUGAAGACUGGUUAUUUUUGUUUGUUUGUUUUAAUUUAGAGGAGCCAAAGAAAGAGAUUUCAGCUUAGUGUAUUUGGAGUACUUGUUUGCUACGAGCUUGGUAGUAUUCUACUUGAUCAAUGUAAAUAUUUAACCUUAAAUUUAUUUGCUUUUUUUUUUUCCCUUAAUUCACAUGUACUCAAGAAAUCAAUCCAAGGGACACCUGUGUUUUUGUUCUUUUCAUAAAUUUUGCUUUGUUUGUUUGAAUUGCAAAGAGUAUAUUUGCAGCAUGCUGAAUUUUAUUGAAGCAAGCUUUCCAUGAGGGAGAAAUGGCAAUGGUGAGAAGUUUGCAGAUCAGGUUUUGUGAGCAAGUAGAGUCCUUCUUUCAUAUAUCUUUCUUUUCCUUGUGAUUUUUUUCCACAUGCUUUUGAUGUAGGUUCCAUAUGAUAUAUAUAUAUAUAUACAUAUAUAUAUAUUUAAAUUAAAUUAAUUUUUUUGCCUUACCUUUUGUAAAUAGAUCAUCUGGGAGGAGGUUUGUCUUUGAAUGCGAAAGAUUUUUGAUCACUUUUUAAAACUUUCAGAUGUGCUAAACAGUGCAUUACCUCUGUACAAAUUCUUCAGGGAGCUUCACCUCAAAUGCAAUAUUUUGCGUCUUUUUAUUUGUAUAAAACUGGAAGUAUGUGCGAGCAUUUGUACCUGUGUGUACGCACAGUGAACCUGCACAUGGUUGCCAAUAAGGGAGAGUCUAAUCCACAGUGUAAAAGUUUUAAGAUGGAAUUUAUUAUAAGAAUGUAAAACCUUAAAUUAUUAAUAAAUAAAUAACUAUUUUUGGCUAUGGAGAAGCUGACUGGUUUAUUCCUCCUUUCCCCUCUGUGUAAUUGUGGUUAAUUGCACAUACCCAUAUGGUUAUGUUUAAAGGCAAUAAUUGCUCUCAAUAGCUUUUGUACAUCCC
Messenger RNA from Vidua macroura (Pin-tailed whydah), 2977 nucleotides. It is a transcript of the gene DUSP6, whose product is annotated as dual specificity phosphatase 6. The record is from RefSeq and is a predicted model, not a curated record. The coding region runs from base 533 to 1681 and encodes 382 amino acids. Gene Ontology annotation, biological process: protein dephosphorylation; regulation of heart growth; negative regulation of ERK1 and ERK2 cascade. Lineage: Eukaryota; Metazoa; Chordata; Aves; Passeriformes; Viduidae. The transcript is spliced from 3 exons. Gene Ontology annotation, molecular function: protein tyrosine/threonine phosphatase activity; MAP kinase tyrosine/serine/threonine phosphatase activity. Gene Ontology annotation, cellular component: cytosol; cytoplasm.